UGCUGUUGUCAUAGUGACCAGGGCGGGGUAAUAACGCUCGCCACUGCUGAGCGGCGGGAACUCAGUGUCCUCAGUACUGACCGCGCUCAUACUGACGGAGAAUAGCGGCCAUGGCGGGAACCCAGCAGCGAGCCCCGGACUCACAGCCGGGGGAUGCACACCCAGAAGUUGAUUUCACAGAUAUACUACUUAAUGUCGGCGGUUGGCUUUUCUCCAUUCCCAAGAUUACGCUGGCUCAGUUCUGUGAAUCCGUACUGUGGAAACAGGCCUGUACCUUCACUCAAUCCAACGACACAAAGAUCUUCAUAGACCGGGAUGGCUUCGUCUUUAGAAACAUCCAUCAAUUCUUUCUCACAUCACAGCUCCCGUUAUCUAGCUUGUCGGAUCUGGGAUUGUUGUAUGAACAAGUGAGAGGGUUACACCUGCAGUCAGUUAUUGAGGCUGCAGAUAAGUUACAGGCAGGGGAGCCCCAGCUGUGCGAUCUGGCAGCAGAUAUACCCAUCACUGAGAAAGCAUCCAUCUACUACUGGAAGACUCGUAAAUGUAGCAGCAGACUGUCCGAAUUCCCAAUAAAACGUUCACUCUUCCCAGGGCUACACGACAAGCUCCCGCUUGCGCUCUUAGACUCUCCGCUUAUCGACACUGAAGAGGAGGUGCUUUAUUGCUUCUUUCCAAUACACGUGCUGGAGAAGUAUCCGUCACUGGUCACAGAUGACGGCUUGCUGUGGUUCUCCGACAGUUUCAUAUUGAUAGAAUGCGGAUGUGACGAAUUCAGAUUCAUAGGAAACUUUCUUCUUACUGGGAAGUUUUUGUUGCCGGAGAAUUUCUCAAAGUUUGAGGAUUUGGAAGCAGAAAUUAAAUCGCUGGGAAUUCCAGGCGUCCUACAGGCGCUCCGAAGUGAAAAAAAGAAAUCCUUAGGAAAUCACAGCUACAGAAAAACAGGCAUACCGGUGAGCUCAUCCUCCAGUAACUGUGUGACUGGAGAUAAGCUAGAAAAGCCUCUGUACACGAUGGCCCUGGAGCUGCUAGCCAAGUACCCAGACUCCGCACUAGGACAGCUGAGCAUAGAGAGCAGUGUAACGGGCAGUAAGCUGUAUAUCACUGGCACCGGGACCCUCUUCCAGCAUGUCAAGAAUUGGUUGGGAACCUGCAGACUUCCGCUGACCUGCAGCCCUUUGGAGAUUCAUGGUUUAUGUACGUACCUGGACAAAGGUGAUAUUAUAUACCAGCCAAUGAGAGAAGCGGUGAGAUCUUACCUAAAGUGCAGGACAGGUGUCGGCCUUGGAAGAGUGUGUAAUAACUGGACAGCUAAUGUACAAGAGUUCCGUUCGCAGCAGAUUGUCAGGGUCUAUGUUGGCACCCACUGGUAUGCCACGCACUUGAAAACUCUGCUUAAGUAUCCUGAGCUGCUGGAUAACCCCAGGAAGACACGCUGGAUCUCUUUUGGAUUUGCCUUAUUGGUGAAUGGAGAUGGACAGAUGUUCCGGCACAUCCUCAACUUCCUUAGACUUGGCAGCCUCCUCCUGCCCUCUGCAUUCACAGAAUGGAGACUCCUCUGUCAGGAAGUGAAUGAGUUUAAUAUCCCGUCUCUGGAGGAAGCGCUGCAGGAGUGCCAGGCAUACAGAUUAUGGCUAGAAAAGCGCGUGCCCACCGGGUGUUCAGAAGACCCCAAGCCUAAGCUUCAUCAAGCCAGCACCAAGAGCUCUGCCUGUGACCAACGCCACAGAAUACAUGUCUCUUCUCCCGGACCAAGUGGUGGGGACGCCCUGAAGCUGCACUCUGUGCUGCGGCACAGUCCAGUACAUAAGGGGGCGAUGCAGCAGGCUAUUCCUGUAUACAAGGACCCCAAGCAAUGCCUGCAUUCUGCACACGAGGAAGAAAAGGCCACAGCGACAACAUGCAAAGGUCCCAGAAAUGAUGAUGGAACAGCGUUACCUAAAGGAUAUGUCUGGCUAGCCAUGGAAAGGGGAGGACCAGAUGAUCUCGGUGCUAUUCUCUGGGUCCAUCAUCACCACCUAGUGGCCAAUGAUGGCAGUGCAGCUUCCUUUCAAGAAAGCAUUCUAUAUACUAGAGAGUAUAAUAUCCCAGAGGCUGCUGAUUGCGCAGCUGCACCAAAUGAUCUAGUUUUUCUUAGUGUUAAUAUGACGUAUGAGGAGAUAUUUUAUGCCAGGAACUGUCACUCCUUUCUGACCGGCGUGAUCUUGGACUCCAUACAACAGGGGGACCCUGUGUCCAGGACUUGCUAUGUGAUGAGUCUUGUGAGCAUGCUGUGGGAUUUUCAGCUUCCUACCAGACAGUUUGUAGAUGACUUACUGACCCUGGAGUCUUACAGAGAUGAGAAAAGGACGAGGGAGAAGUUACUGUGCUGGCUGGAGCUGACUCUGCCAUGUGCAAGAAAAUUCAGCCAGUGCAUUAAGAUGAUGCUACAGAAAGGGGGUCACCGGGCGGUAUCCUGUCCUGCCGUCAUGACCGGUAGCUAAAAAUUGUUCUGUUUUGUUUCUCAGUCCAUAAAAUCUGAUGCCGGGGUUCCAGAUUAUCAGGGGGUAAUUUAAGACUUGAUCUGAUAGGUUUAGAUGUUAUUUUAUUGUACUAAAUGUAACUAUAAUAUGUUAAUAAACAACAUUUCUGCUAAA
Molecule: messenger RNA, 2633 nt
Organism: Pseudophryne corroboree (corroboree frog)
Lineage: Eukaryota; Metazoa; Chordata; Amphibia; Anura; Myobatrachidae
Product: BTB/POZ domain-containing protein KCTD19-like
Exons: 16
Coding region: 111-2480 (789 amino acids)
Biological process (GO): protein homooligomerization
Source: RefSeq, a predicted model, not a curated record